GAAGAGCUCAGAAACAAGGCACUGUCCAACCCAAACGCACUAACGGAAGAUGAGCGCGAUAUUCUUGUGUGCGGAGUCGCCAAGCGGAACAAGUCUAGUGGCAGACACAGUUUUUGGAGGUUUCACCUUGUUGAAGAUGACAAGAAGCUCGCCGGUCGAGUUGAUGUUAUCUUAUACACUCAAGACGAUAUCAAGAUACAGCGCCAUGCGAACUACCGUCUUAGCCACACUUUCAAGGAAGUGAAAGCAGAGCGGCGCGAAAACCUGAGACAACAACGAAUCGCAGAGCGAGCGGCAAAGAUGAGGGCGGCUCAGCCUCGAUGGUUAAAUCAUAUGUCCGAUGCAAAGUUGUUUCGAUGGGGCUUUGUCAUUUUCCGGACGGCGUACAGCGAGGGAACUGAACAGAAAUGGCGAACGUUUCAAUAUGCCUAUACUUGUAAUAAGAAUGCACAGCUCAAUCAAGGCUGGAAAAGAGCAUCCAGUCUUUGCUCUCAUCAUCAACCACUUUUCGUCAGUGAUUCAUCAUUGGAAGGAGCAGGUGUUGAUGUUUUACGGCAACGAUUCAAGAUCAUGCGAGAGCAGAACGAGAUUCCCGCUGGCAUAGCGACAGAUUGCUUUUUAAUAGCAGAUCUGGCGGCUCUUGACGAAGCAUCCAUCACAUUACGGACAAAAUAUCAACCGAAAGCCCCAGGCGAACCAGAUCCAUGGCAGUUCACGGUUUUUAUAAGGGCUGUUAAUCCAGACUAUGACACAUCUGAAGGAGAUUUAGCUGGCUACGAAGGAGAGAUUACAAUUCCACUCCCCAAAGUUUUUGACUGGCUGUACUACUGUUUCCUUGCCAAAAGCGAAGAUUGGGAGGCCAGAUAUAACGUGGUAAAAGGAGGCCCGGCAGAAAUGAUGAGCCCUUCGUCGCCAUAUCCAGCAUAUCGUCCAGGAACAGAGGCUGCUAAUCUCUCAGAGAUACUGCCGCCUUAG
Messenger RNA from Trichoderma asperellum CBS 433.97, 975 nucleotides. RefSeq lists its product as uncharacterized. The record is from RefSeq and is a predicted model, not a curated record. Lineage: Eukaryota; Fungi; Ascomycota; Sordariomycetes; Hypocreales; Hypocreaceae.